This is a messenger RNA of Mizuhopecten yessoensis (Yesso scallop), 2862 nucleotides long. RefSeq names its product cAMP and cAMP-inhibited cGMP 3',5'-cyclic phosphodiesterase 10A-like. The record is from RefSeq and is a predicted model, not a curated record. Gene Ontology annotation, biological process: negative regulation of receptor guanylyl cyclase signaling pathway; signal transduction. Lineage: Eukaryota; Metazoa; Mollusca; Bivalvia; Pectinida; Pectinidae. Gene Ontology annotation, molecular function: protein binding; 3',5'-cGMP-stimulated cyclic-nucleotide phosphodiesterase activity. The transcript has 4 exons. Bases 48 to 2792 code for a protein of 914 amino acids.
UUCUACCUGACACCAAUGUGAUACACACGCAUGGCAACGUCUGAAAGAUGAAUAAAGCGCCUACGUCCGCCAAUCCGGCGUCGGAAUCCGGUAAGCGUUCCGAAGGUCAGGUCUCCAAGCGUUCAUCGGCUAAUCAGGCUAAGAGGCGAUCGUCCGUCAAUCAAGCAUCAAAGCGUUCGUCUAUCAACCAGGCAUCCAAUCGUUCGUCCGUUAACAAGGCUUCGAAACGUUCGUCUGUGAAUGCCGCCAAAGGUUCUUCUAUUAGCGGUAUAGCUGAGGCAGCAGGUGAUGAAGGUGAUGCGGUACCUGCCCACAAUGUCAAUCGAGUGCCUGUGUUCUCAACCGAUCCUAGGUCGGGGAUUCUUCCCGCACAUUUCCCAAACAAGGAAUGGGGGAGUGCACACAGAAUCCUGCGUGAAAAGGAAGUAGACGAAUUCCUAGCGGUUCAUCCCCAAGUCUUACUGGAUUUCAUCUACGAUACGGUUGAACUAGACAGUCUAGAGGAACUGUUACGUCAGAAGAAAGGUGUCAUUGAAGAUGAAGAUGAAUCUCAGACGGAGAGAAGUAGCCCUCAAACUCGGAAGCCCUCGGGUUUAUUCGACCAGAAGUCCACAUGCCACGUAGGUCGGGGUCUGAUCACGGCCAUACAAAGGGACGAAUCGCUCCACGGGAUUCUAGAGGAUUACUGCCAUAUCUUCUCCCGGAUCGUCCACGCGGACUCACACAAGUUGUACGUCCAGGAUGGGCUGGACAGUAAGGUAUACUUCCUGUUGGAGAACGGACACCUGGAACCCUGUGUCCUUAAAGGUACGGUGGCUGGGAGGGCCCUGAAGAAGAAAACAUCAGUGUUGAUUACAGAUAUGUCCACGGAUCCGAGAUUCAAGAAACGUACGGAUUGUCGCGAAGGGUUACCUGAGAAUUCAAGCGUCUUGUGCGUUCCUAUGAUUCUACCAACAAAAGAAAUUCCGGCCAUCGUAGAGGUCAUACGGAAGCAUUGUAAUCCUCCCUUCAUUGAGACUGACGUGCAGAUAGCCAAUAUUUCCAUCGGAUGGAUUGCCGCUUGUGUAGGUGAGCAUAUUGGCAAAAGGUCGCUUAUAUCCCAGCAACACCUGAUCGACUUCCUUUUGGAGAACACUAAGGAAUUGUUUGAUGGUGUGACGCAAACAGAGGAACUCGUCCCGAAGAUAAUGCGGCAUACAAAAGACUUGGUCAAGGCUGACCGUUGCUCUCUUUUCCUAGUGGACGACGAGAAAGAGGAACUAUAUGCAAAUUACUUUGACGAGGGCGCAAAAUCCGGCAUUGGAGUUCCGGUGUUUGAGAAGAAGGAAAUGAUUCGCUUCCCCAAAGGCAUUGGUAUUGCAGGUCACGUAGCCGAGACAGCAGAGGUAAUGAACAUACACGAUGCGUACGAAGACCCCCGAUUCAACAAAGAAGUGGAUAUGUUGACCGGAUAUAGAACACGUAGCAUUCUGUGCAUGCCCAUCAUUAACCGGAACUGCGUGAAAGGUGUCAUACAGAUGGUGAACAGCACGCGGUCUGAGCACUUCACGGCGUCCGACGAGAGUGCGCUUCGUAUGUUCACGGCAUACUGCGCCAUAGCUCUGCACUACAACAACUUUUACAGCACACUGGAUCGACAGAAGGUGAAGAACAAGGCGUGCAUUGAGGUGAUACAGUACCAUACGAUAUGUCAAAAAUCCUCGUACGUCGACCUGCUCAACGAUCCCUUAAUCAGAAGAAGCGAGAUCCCCAAAUGUUACUUUUCGUUUGAUUUUUACGCACCGGCGAAUUUGGAAAUUCUACCAAAGUUGUUUAUAAACAUUGUUGAGGAUCUGAGUGGAAAAAAUCGAUUCGAAAGUGAGAAGCUCGUGAAAUUCAUCUUAACUGUCAAAAAGAACUACCGAAAUGUACCCUACCACAACUUCCCUCAUGGGUUUCAUGUGGCUCACUGUCUAUGGCGCAUUAUUCUAACCGCUCCAGACGCCUUCACGGAGUUCCAGAAAAUGGGACUGGUGGUCGCCGGAAUUUGUCACGAUGUCGAUCACCGUGGCUACAACAACGAGUUCUUCAAGAAGCUGCAACUUCCGUUGGCAAAUCUGUACUCUACGUCAGUGAUGGAACAACACCAUUACCGUCAGACCGUGACUAUCCUGCAGACAGAGGAUAUCUUCUCCUUUCUGUCGCCCCAAAAAUACAAACAGAUGCUGUGCCUCAUUCGGCAGUGUAUCCUAGCAACGGAUCUUGCGCUGUACUUCGGUAACCAGAAGACGCUACAGAAACUCCUGGAUGAAAAUAGGUUCGACAUCAAGGACGAACAAUGCACCAACCUCACAAUGGAGCUGAUGAUGACCGCGGGAGAUUUGAGUGGAAUCGCAAAACCGUGGAAAACGAAUAAAUCGUCUACUAAUCAGCUGUACGAGGAGUUUUACGAACAAGGCGACGAGGAGAGGAAGCGAGGGUUUGUUCCGAGGUCAAUGAUGGACAGAGCGUAUUCGGAUGAUAUUCCAAAACAACAAGUUGAAUUUAUUGACUUUAUUUGCGUUCCGCUAUACAGAACAGUUGUGCGGAUAUUUCCGGGUGCCAAACACCUCCUUUGCGGGUGUCUGCGCAACAGGCGGAAGUGGCAGAAAAUAGUGGGUAUUCAAUCAGCUUCACAGAUGAAUCAACUAGGAGCACAACACAGCGAAUACGAGGAUUUAGACGAUGACGAUGAAGAAGAAGAUGUGUGGGUGAACGUUUUCAAUGUGAAGGAAACGUCCUGCAAUCAGUCGAUCGUCAUAAGUGAUCAUUAACACACACACACACACCAAACACACACACACACACACACACCAAACACACACACACACCAAACACACACAC